UCUUACACGCCAUGUAGGCUAUCUGGAAACAACACUAACCAGAAACGCUGAAAGAAUGCUUUGCAAUGCAUCGAUCUUUUCAUCUUCAGUCUCUUCUUCCUGUAGGACUCCGAGUAUAUACGCUCCGUAAACAUCUUUAUCUACCUCAAGCGAGUCUAACCGAUCGUUCAGCCAGCUUUCAAACAUUUCAGCACCUGUUUCAGGCGCAGCCAUGUUGGUUUCCCGGGGUCCGACUGCCACUGGACCUGGACCAUAGCUGUCUGCACAAAGUGCCCGUAUUAUUUUCGACAAGGAGGCGAGUAACUUAGACUAACAGGAUGUUCCUGGUGGGGCUGACUGGAGGAAUAGCAUCAGGAAAGAGUACAGUGUCCUCUGCACUCCGGGACCUAGGCUGUCCCAUUAUCGACGCCGAUGUGGUGGCUAGGCAAGUGGUGGAGCCAAACAGCCCAGCGUACUGCAAGAUAGUGCAGCAUUUUGGCUCAGAGAUCCUCCUGGAGAACGGGGAGAUCGAUCGGCAGAAGCUGGGCCAGAUUGUCUUCUCCUGCACUGAGAAGCGCAAGCUGCUUAACUCCAUCACGCACCCUGAGAUCCACAAGGCCAUGCUCAGGCAGAUACUUUUCUACUUUUUCAGAGGGUACCGCUAUGUGGUCCUUGACGUGCCGCUUCUGUUCGAGACACGCCGACUCACUCGCUUCCUCAACCACACUGUGGUUGUGUACUGUGACCCUGCCACACAGCUCUCACGUUUGAUGCAGAGGGAUAGGAUUACCCAGGAACAGGCUGAGCAACGCAUUGCUUCCCAGAUGCCCCUGAACGAAAAACGUGGGCUGGCCAAUCAUGUCAUAGAGAAUUCAGGCAGCCGUGAGGACACCCACAGGCAGGUCCUCAGACUGCAUACUAAGUUGGAGGACUCGAUGGAAUUUCUACUAGUAAGAAGCCUGGCAGUUGCCACAGCAGCUGGGUUGGGUGGGCUACUUCUCUACACUGUGAAGCUUCUGAUGUUGUAGCACUGGUGUAUAAGUGUAUUUAACCAGAUGUCAUCAAAUGGAGGGCAGCCUGUAGCCUAGUGGCAAAGAUACAUGACUGGGACCCGGAAGGUUUGUGGUUCAAGCUCCAGUAUAGCCAUGAUAAGAUCUGCACAGCUGUUGGGCCCUUGAGCAAGGCUCUUAACCCUGCAUUGGUCCAGGGGGGAUUGUCCCCUGCUUAGUCUAAUCAACUGUCAGUCGCGGAUAAAUGUGUCAGCUAAAUAACAGUUUAUUACACGCUGAAAUGCACCUAGUGAAAAUAACAACACACUGAAAUGCACCUAGUGGAAAUCUUCAUUAUGAAACAAUUAUGUACAGAUUUCACUUUUUUGAUUUAUGUGGAUUUUUAUGGAAUGUUUUUAUUCAGUGUCCUUCUUACACUAUAUAAAUGUGAAUAUAAUAUGCUUAUUACUGUUAUCUGCCCACUGUCAAUGGGUUGAUUUUAUUUUAUUUUUUUAAACAAAGCACUGUGUGAGCAACGGAGAUGCAAUACAAAUAAUUUACAUAAGUGUUUGUUGUAACACUAUCAGAAGUCUGAAAAUGUCUCAAAAACAGAUCAAAGGGCUGUGUAAAACACCAAAAAAAAAAAAACUUUUUUUCAUGUUUUAACAAAUCAACAUGAGCACAUGCAGGACAUUUUCCAUACUAUCCACUUGUGGUUCUGAACAAAUGGUAUUUUCUCUUUGAACACUAGAUGGGAGUAGAACAUUGUUUAACAUGUGAUUUUGUUAAUUGUCUAACAGAGAGCCUAAAAUAAAAUUCACAUUGGACUGGUUUAUUGGGAAAA
Messenger RNA from Conger conger (European conger), 1812 nucleotides. RefSeq names its product dephospho-CoA kinase domain containing (gene dcakd). Gene Ontology annotation, biological process: coenzyme A biosynthetic process. The record is from RefSeq and is a predicted model, not a curated record. The transcript has 5 exons. Gene Ontology annotation, molecular function: dephospho-CoA kinase activity; ATP binding. Lineage: Eukaryota; Metazoa; Chordata; Actinopteri; Anguilliformes; Congridae. Bases 318 to 1007 code for a protein of 229 amino acids.